AUGAAGCGGAAACGAAAAAGGAAACAUCUAGAAAGUACAUACUCCCCCGAACUUGCCAAGAUGUCAAGAGAUAAGUUGAAUUUACAAGAAGAUUACAUGCAGUGUAGAAGCAUGGCAGUGGCCUUAACUCAAGGACAGAAAGCAAGGGAGGCUUCUUCAGAGUACUUCUCCUGUGUCUCUUCUGAAGACAAGCUCACUGCUGCUGGAAUCUCAAAGUUACAUGAAUAUGAUCCAUUAUCUGGGUACUCUUGGAAGUACAGUGCCUUGGUCCCUGAAGCAAGAGAUGGAUCCUCUGAAACAGAAUACUUCUCCUGUGACUCCUCAUUUUACAAUCCUUCUUGUGCUGAAAUCUUAGGCUCAGAUGAAGAAACCCUGCUGUCUGGACCUUUUGGGUUCGUCCAAGGCCACAGCCAAAGAGCAGAGGAUUCACACUCAGAAUAUAUCUCCUGUGCCUCUUCUCUAGACAAGCUGGUUCAUGAUGAUAUGAGUGAGUGUGGGAAAGAGGAGACGCUGAGAAAGAAUCAGGCAGGCAGAUGGUUGGAAAGGGGUGUGGCUAUCUCAUGGAAUACUGGGGAAGGAUUAAAACCUUCUUCAAAGAAGAUAAGAAUAGAAGAAAUGACCUGUCCUGAAAAGGUCGCCACAGCAUUCAUCUUCUGUCAUGUAUCUACAAAGGAGCUCCUUACUGACACCGAGUUCAUCUCAGAUAGCAAAGCCCAAGAGGAAAGGGAAAAGGAAAGUCCAGCAGAACCUCCAGCUCUGGAGGAAUGUUCCAGGGCCAAGACGCCUGAAUGGCUGGUGGCUCUGGAUACUGGCUUCAGGUGCAUGGGCUGCUGCCGGGUCUUCCCCAGCUUAGAGGUCCUUCAGGAGCAUGUGGAGCGUGGGAUCAAUGAGGGCUUUAGCUGCCAUGCUUUCCAUCUUGCCUUGGCUUGGUUCAAGAGCAAGGGGAAUAGGAAAGGGAAGAAGAAGAGGAGGAAGAAGAAGAAAAUCAAGAAGGCAACAUCUGGAUGCCAUGAAGAAAAACAUUUUGGCAUGAAGAUAUCCUCAUAUAAAUAA
This is a messenger RNA of Vicugna pacos (alpaca), 1053 nucleotides long. The record is from RefSeq and is a predicted model, not a curated record. Lineage: Eukaryota; Metazoa; Chordata; Mammalia; Artiodactyla; Camelidae.